UAUCAAACGUCCCGUAAUAGUAUAGUCGUUUUAUCCAACGGAGCUAAAGCAUUUAUAAAUGGAUUCUUAAGGGCAGGAGAGAGAUUAAAGAGUAAGAGCCUAUAAUAUAUACUCCAACAGGUGUUUGGCGGCGAAAACAUUAAAAAGGUGAAAAAUAAAGAUAAAGAGGAAAAGAGAUUGAUCGAGAUCGAGUUCGAAAUCGAGAUGAUACCGGUGGCAAUCAUGGCGGAGUUGUUGGAGGAAUACACGGUGCUGUUAGCGAGGGUGCUGGAGCAUAUGUUCCAGCAAGCUCCUUUGCCCUUUCCUAGGCGGGUCCGCUUCCUCAUUCUUCGAAGUCUUCCUUUUGCCUCCUCUUCCACUUCCAAUCCUCACCUAUAUCUUACCACUCUGUCAUUCAUUUAGAGCUUGAUUCUACUUCUUCUUUUUCUCUUCUACUAAGUAGAGUAAUAUACAUAUAUAUACGCCCGCGUGCGUGUGUAAUUUUUAGCUUUGUGGUUGUAAAAUUGUAUAUAUGCCUACUUGUUCUAUAUUGUUAUGGAGUACUGUAUUUGGCCAAGUGCUAUAUUAAGCGAUAACCUGCAGUGUGCAGUAUAUGCUCUGAA
Molecule: messenger RNA, 602 nt
Organism: Nicotiana tabacum (common tobacco)
Lineage: Eukaryota; Viridiplantae; Streptophyta; Magnoliopsida; Solanales; Solanaceae
Source: RefSeq, a predicted model, not a curated record